UGGCAGUUUAGCCUCCUUAAAGUGGACGGUGUCAGUCAGUGUAACACUCAGGAAGGCUUCAUUAGCCGUCGAUGGAAGGCAAAAGGCUGUGACUCACGCCUGCGUGGAGAGGAGACCAAACGGCAAUCGGAGCCCGAGUCUAACUUAUGGGUCUGCUUUCUCUGGAGGAGACAACCUGUGAGCUGGAAUAGAAAAACAACAGCUGGCUUGAAAGAUGGCCACAUCCGAACCGAGAGCCACCGACGGGGAUCAGGACCCGAACUCUGCCAAUUUAAGACCUGCGUCCACAACCAAUGAAUAUGCGUGGAUGCACGGCUGCACACGGAAGCUGGGGAUGAAGAUCUGUGGGUUCCUACAGAAGAAUAACAAUAUGGAGGAGAAGGGCAGGAUGACCGGAGAGAAGAACCUGCUGUCCUGCAACAACCGUGACAGGGACGCGCACUUCACGCACGCCGAGACCGAUUUCUCCAACCUGUUCGCCAGUGACCUGCUGCCCGCCAAAAACGGAGAGGAGCCCACCAUCCAGUUUCUGCUGGAGGUGGUGGACAUCCUCACGAACUACGUGAAGAAGACUUUCGACCGCUCCACCAAGGUGCUGGACUUUCACCACCCUCACCAGCUGCUGGAAGGCAUGGAGGGCUUCAACCUGGAGCUGUCGGACCAGCCCGAGUCCCUGGAGCAGAUCCUGGUGGACUGCAGGGACACGCUUAAGUAUGGCGUGAGAACAGGUCAUCCUCGCUUUUUCAAUCAGCUGUCCUCCGGUCUGGACAUCAUUGGUUUGGCUGGAGAGUGGCUCACCUCUACUGCUAACACCAACAUGUUUACCUAUGAGAUUGCGCCGGUCUUUGUGUUGAUGGAGCAGCUGACUCUGAAGAAGAUGAGAGAGAUGAUUGGUUGGCCCGGAGGAGAAGGAGAUGGACUGUUUUCACCAGGGGGUGCUAUUUCCAACAUGUACAGCGUGAUGAUUGCCCGGUACAAGUAUUACCCGGAAGUGAAGACCAAAGGCAUGUCUGUUGCUCCACGGCUCGUCCUCUUCACAUCUGAGCAUAGUCACUACUCGAUUAAGAAGGCAGGAGCUGCUCUCGGAUUUGGGACUGAGAACGUGAUCCUGCUGAGCACAGAUGAGAGGGGGAGGGUCAUUCCUGCAGAUCUGGAGGCCAAAAUCAUUGAUGCUAAACAGAAGGGUUACAUGCCGUUGUUUGUCAAUGCCACCGCUGGUUCCACUGUGUACGGAGCAUUUGACCCCAUCAAUGAAAUCGCUGACAUCUGCGAGAAGUACAACCUUUGGCUGCACGUAGACGGAGCGUGGGGUGGUGGACUCUUGAUGUCGAGAAAACAUCGUCAUAAACUCAGUGGCGUCGAGAGGGCCAACUCCGUCACAUGGAAUCCACACAAAAUGAUGGGCGUUCCUCUGCAGUGUUCUGCCAUCCUGGUCAGAGAAAAGGGAAUCCUGGCGGGCUGCAACUCCAUGUGUGCCGGCUACCUGUUCCAACCAGACAAACAGUACGACGUCACGUACGACACCGGCGACAAGGCCAUUCAGUGUGGACGACAUGUGGACAUCUUUAAGUUCUGGCUGAUGUGGAAGGCCAAGGGCACCAUUGGUUUUGAGCAGCACAUUGACAAAUGCCUGGACCUGUCGCUGUAUCUGUACAACAAGAUCAAGAACAGGGAAGGAUAUAAGAUGGUGUUCGAUGGAGUGCCUCAGCACACCAAUGUUUGUUUCUGGUUCUUACCACCCAGUCUGAGAGGAAUGCCAGAGAGUGAAGAGAAAAGAGAAAAACUACAUAAGGUGGCACCAAAAAUCAAGGCCAUGAUGAUGGAAUCAGGGACCACCAUGGUGGGCUACCAGCCCCAGGGCAACAAAGUGAACUUCUUCCGUAUGGUUGUCUCCAACCCUGCGGUCACACUGUCUGACAUCGACUUCCUCAUUGAUGAGAUUGAGAGGUUGGGUCAUGACCUGUAGGUGUCAGCUUUUCACUGCCAGUUUAAAAAAAAAAAAAAAACAAUAAGCCAAUAAGACGCACUCUAUAAAAAUAAAUACAGGAUCUGAUAUCAAAAGAAAGAGGAGCUCCGGUGGUUUCGAAACGGACGGUGAUAAUAUGAUUCUUAAGGAAAAUAAGGCUACCUAACGUUCCACUAGCGUUCAGAAAACUACCAUCUCCCGUACUAAAAGUUGUUUGUAUAUCUAGCCCGCCGUCAUCCUCGAUCUGUUUGUGCUCGUGCCGUGUGUGUUGAACUAAUCUUAAUAUUUUACAAGUAUAACCACAGUGAUACUUUUCGUACUUUGAUUCCGAAUCACUUUUUAACCAUUGCAAUCAAUGUAAAUCCAGUUAUCCAUCCUCGGCCUAGAAACUUUUUUUUUUUUUUUUUUUUUAACAUUUUAUCGCUUUAUGUGUGGAAAUAAUACAGAAUAAAAUAAAACAGUAAUUAUAGUAGAAAGUAGUUCACACAAAAAAAAAAAAAAAGUACCGUGAUUUCCGGAUUAUAUAUCGCACUUUUUUUUCAUCCUUUGGCUGGGUUUGCUACUUAUACUCAGGUGUGACUUAUUGUUCUAUUAAAAUAUACAAUUUCACAUGUUCGUUAUUUUCGCACACUGACAGCCGCUAGAGGGCACUCUAGGCUUGUGUACCGGUACCUGCUACUCCUGCAUCACUGAAAAUGUACAUGUUACAUGUUAUUUUCACACUGAUAGCUGCUAGAGGGCGCUCUAGCUGGCUGGUGCGACUUAUCGUCCGGAAAAUACUUUCGUCAACAUUCGUCAAUGAAGGACAGUGUUGGAGUUACGCCAACCGCCUGGGCGUCUCGUGCAGUUUCUUGUGCGUCGGGCGUCUCUAUCGGUGACAAAAUCAGUUGCGAUCGGUCGGAUUUUCGCAGCAACCUCCAUUUCUUAUAUACAGUCUUAGGGUACAAGAAUAGUCUCUAAUCAGAAUCAGUGAUUCCACCACUAAUGAUCUUGUAGUUUAAAUAUACUGACAUGACAGGGAAUCGCUAAUGUAAGACGUAUUCAGUUUACAUAAAAAAAAAUUUAAGAAAAUAUAUAUAAAUUUUUAAAAGUAGCUCGGAAACCAAAAAAAAUUCUGUUUGAAGAGGGGAAAGAAAUUAUAGGUAAAAAAAAAAAAAUAUUACAAUAUCUUCAAUCAUUCCGUGGUGUCAUUCAUUUGUCGGACACAAGUGGUGAUUUUAGCUGUCGUGUACGUAGUGUGUACAUAGAUUUAUGAUAUAUAAAUAUAUAUAUAUAUAUAUAGUUUUAAUGUUAGUGCAAUGACCUUCAUGUUUACCAAGUGUGGACCUAAAUCAUAUUAAGAAAAAUACAAAUAGUACGAGUACAAAUACAGUAGGUACUGAAAUCUAUACAGAUAGAGUAAAUAUGAUUUUGAAAUGUAUUUUAAAAAUGUACAGUAAAACGUGGCCAAUUUGAAUCGUAAUCAACCGUCCCGACAUUCAAGCGAUGGAUCCGUAACCAUAUCAAAUCGGAAAAGCUCUGAUUUCAGUUGGAGUUUUCUGGCGUGAGAUGACACUUCAUUAUAAAGUAGUACGAGAACAAACGCGGUAUGCGUUGUGCAUUUGGCGAUGUUUCAGGCAGAUUCAGGUAUUUUUUCGUAAGUGUAUCUUUUAAUCGUAUUACGUGGUAAUACAUUUGUAAAUGUCAAUCACAGAGAGUCAAGACUAUUCCUCGGGGGUAUUCCGUCAGCCAAAGAAAGAGAAUGGGAAAACAGAUCGAUCCAUUGUCCUUUCGUAUAGACUACUUAAAGUAUAGCUAUUUGUGAACGAUUAUUGCGAUUUUUUUUUUUUUUUUUGUGAUAGUUGGUCUGUUUUUGGUCUGAAUGUUUUGAGAUGAAUGACUGGCCUCCUAAUGAGAUUAAUAGUUAAGUCUAUAUAUAUAUAUAUAUAUAUAUAGCUAUAAAUGUUCCUAACGUUAACAAGCACAAAGAAAGUGAGAAUGUACCCAAAAAGGAUUGAUGUUGUUUUCCAAAUCCUUUUGUUUGUAUUGUAGUAUAUUUGUUGUUAUAAAUAUGUAUUCUCGUAUUCUCGGUGUGACAGGAGCUCAGCGUCUCUGUCUUUGCACAAUGUGCCACCUUUCUUUCUUCCAUUGUAAAUGGAUGUGUAUAUGAUAAGAUGUUGUGUUUAACAAAUAUUUAUGGUAAAUAGGGACCAUAUAUAUAAAUAUAUAUAUAUAUAUAUAUAUAUUGAAGUAUAUGUUAAUGGCACAAUUUCGUAAAUAAUACUUAGGGUGAUUCUGUGUACUGUCUGUGACCAGUGACUUCUGAACAUGACCAAUCUCUGCUGUAGGGCGUUGAGUAUAAGCACUUUAAUAGAAUCGCGAAGAUGUUAAAAAGAAGAAGAAAAAAAAGACAUCAAUAAAAUCUAUUAAAGAGGAAAAA
Cynoglossus semilaevis (tongue sole) is the source of this 4385-nucleotide messenger RNA. RefSeq names its product glutamate decarboxylase 1. The record is from RefSeq and is a predicted model, not a curated record. Gene Ontology annotation, biological process: GABA biosynthetic process. NCBI's taxonomy places the organism in Eukaryota, Metazoa, Chordata, Actinopteri, Pleuronectiformes, Cynoglossidae. Gene Ontology annotation, molecular function: pyridoxal phosphate binding; glutamate decarboxylase activity. The transcript is spliced from 18 exons. Bases 215 to 1966 code for a protein of 583 amino acids. Gene Ontology annotation, cellular component: presynaptic active zone; cytoplasm.